AAAUUGCUAAAAUACGUGAUGCUAAAAAAAUGUUUGAUAUCGUUAUUGUACGUAUUUAUAUCAAGCGACCUGAAAUUUGAGAUCACGUUUUUUUAUUUCAAAACAGAAUAAACAUUUCGAGCUUCAGUAAGCGGAACUUUCGUUUGUUGUGCUUACGUUAGCAUAAAUUUCGCAGCCAUGGCGGAUGCUGUUUUGGGUUUUGUUGGAGCUGGUUCUGAUGUAAAUACAGGAGGAAACUCAACACAAAAUGUCAUGGCGUACCUACAAGACGAGAAGACCGAUGGAGACAUCACCAACCUGAGCCUGGGAGAGCUGGACAUCACCACCGAUGAGUUCAUCUUAGAUGAAGUGGACAUUCAUAUUCAGGCCAACCUGGAAGAUGAUCUUGUGAAGGAGGCACUCAAAACGGGUGUUGACCUCCGUCAGUAUUCCAAGCAAGUGGAGGUGGAGCUGCGGAAGAUUGAACAGGCAUCAAUCAAAGACUACAUUAAGGAGAGUCAGAACAUUGCUUCUCUGCACAACCAGAUUACAGCCUGUGACUCUAUUUUAGAGCGUAUGGAGGGGAUGCUGAGCGGCUUCCAGAGCGACCUGUCCUCCAUCAGCAGCGAGAUCCAGACCCUGCAGCAGCAGUCUGUCAGCAUGAAUGUCCGUCUGAAGAACAGGCAGGCCGUUCGCAGCCACCUGAGCCAGCUGGUGGAUGAACUGGUGGUGCCUGGAGCCAUGAUCUCCACCAUCCUGGAAAGCCCGGUGACAGAGCAGGAGUUCCUUGAGCAGCUUCACGAGCUUAACUCCAAAAUCAACUUUGCAAAAGAGCUGAGCUUCAGGGAGACGCUGGCCUGCUCCGACAUCCAGGACAUCGUUGAUCGCCUCAAAGUCAAGGCAGUGUCAAAGAUCAGAGAGUUUAUUCUACAGAAGAUCUACUCCUUUAGAAAACCGAUGACCAACUAUCAGAUCCCACAAAACACUUUGCUAAAAUACAGAUUUUUUUAUCAGUUCCUUUUGGCCAAUGAGAGAACCGUUGCUAAGGAGAUCAGAGAUGAGUAUGUAGACACCAUGAGCAAGAUUUACUACAGUUACUUUAAGUCCUACAGCAGCAGACUUCUCAAAGUUCAGUAUGAGGAGGUAGCCGAUAAAGAUGACCUGAUGGGGGUGGAGGACACCGCCAAGAAAGGUUUCUUCUCCAAACCAUCUUUGAAGAGCAGGAACACCAUCUUCACGUUGGGCCAGAGGGGGGCCAUACUGAGUCCUGCAGAGCUGGAGGGGCCCAUCCUGGUUCCACACACGGCUCAGAGGGGAGACAGCAGAUAUCCCUACGAGACACUGUUUCGUAGCCAGCAUUACGCUUUGCUGGACAACGGCUGCAGAGAAUUCCUCUUCCUGUCCGACUUCUUCAUGGUGAUCGGAAACUCCGCCUUCGAUCUCUUCAACAGCAUCAUGGGAAAAACGCUCGGAAUGUUCCUGAAAAGCAUGUCCACCUACGUGUCCGACUGCUACGACAGCAUCGCCAUCUUCCUCUGCAUCCACAUCAUCCUCCGCUUCAGAGCCAUCACCACGAAGAGGACCAUACCUGCUCUGGACAAAUACUGGGAUGCUGUACUGGAGCUGCUGUGGCCGAGGUUUGAACUCAUUCUGGAGAUGAACAUCCAGAGCAUCAGAAACACCGAUCCUCAGAAGCUGGGAGUUCUGGACACCAGGCCUCACUAUAUCACUCGGCGCUAUGCAGAGUUCUCUUCAGCCAUCGUCAGCAUUAACCAAACGUUUCCUAAUGAGAGGACCAACACGCUGCUGGGACAGCUGCAGGUGGAGGUGGAAAACUUUGUGCUAAAAAUGGCGGCAGAGUUUCCAUCCAGAAGAGACCAGCUGAUCUUCCUCAUCAAUAAUUACGACAUGAUGCUCAGCGUUCUCAUGGAGAGGGCAGCAGAUGACAGUAAAGAAGUGGAAAGCUUCCAGCAGCUGCUCCUGGCCAGAACUCAGGAGUUUAUUGAGGAGAUUUUGUCUCCUCCCUUUGGGGGGAUGAUUGCCUUUGUGAAGGAAGCCGAGGCGCUGAUGGAGAAAGGACAGCUGGACCGGCUGAAGAACGAGGAAGCUCGCAUCACCCAGCUCAUCCGGGGCUUUUCAAGCACUUGGAAACAAUCAGUGGAGUCGAUGAGCCAAGAGGUCAUGAGAUCUUUCACCAACUUCAAAAAUGGAACCAGCAUCAUACAGGGCGCCCUGACCCAGCUGAUUCAGUACUAUCACGGCUUUCACAAGAUCCUGAACCAGCCGACGUUCCGCAGCCUGGCCGUCCGCUCCGAGCUCAUCAACCUGCACCACCUCAUGGUUGAGGUCAAGAAGCACAAACCCAACUUCUAACCUGGGACAUGCUAACCAGAUGUAUUCAAAACAUGUGCAACAACUUUAUUUGUUCUGCUGUGGAACAAAUGACAACAGAUCACUGAGGAGGUGUUUUUUUUAAGAUCUUUUCAUCACUUUAUGUUUACGUUUAAAUGAAGAAAAUGCUACUGAUUGAGUUUGAGCUUCUAGAAUGGCGGUAAAAUUAAUAACUCAACCUGUUUAAUCUGAAAAUGUAAAUUAUUGGAACAAAAUGAGUCUGAUUGCAACAAUUAAUGUUCCAGAGGAAACGAUGCAAACGUCUUACUGUAAUAAGAUGUUUUUGUCAGAAAUUCAGAUAUGUUGAUGUGUGUGUAAUGGUUUCAUUCAAAAAGUCUUUUUUUAAGUUGAAGGAAGUGUGUGAUUGUGUUUUUCUGAUUUCUAAAGCUGCACUAGUGAGACAGAAGCUCCUGAAGAAGACUUGAAACACGUAACUCUGACCUUUAAAGGUGCUUUUAUUCUUCUCAGUAGAUUCUGUUAUUUAUAAUCAUUGUUAUUUGUAGGUGUCACCUCUGAGCUCGUUUCCUGUAGAAACAUCAUUUAUAAAUCAGAAGAACUGGAUCUGCUGACAGAAAGGAAAAGCCUCCUUUACCAGGAGCUGUUGUUCUUUUGUCCGUCUGUAAAAAGUCGUGUUGCUUUUGUUUGUGUGAAUCUAUAAAUGAAGUCAUUCCCAUUUAAACUAUGCUGAGUAAAAAUGACCAAAUGAAUAAAUAAAAAUACAGCACACCA
This is a messenger RNA of Nothobranchius furzeri (turquoise killifish), 3099 nucleotides long. The record is from RefSeq and is a predicted model, not a curated record. Lineage: Eukaryota; Metazoa; Chordata; Actinopteri; Cyprinodontiformes; Nothobranchiidae.